AUUGUUCGGGCCGUUCGAAUAGAGGUCGAACGUACGAAAUAAACAAUCCAUAAGACGGGAUCCACUCUCUCUGCAGCGAAGUGCGACUUCACUCCUUUUUGCGCCCUCGGCCUGUGCCGACGUUCCUAUACACGAGAGCUUCGCCGUCUCCACGAAAUUCGCCGUGUGUUACGUAAAGCUCAGCGAUAUAUAAAGCAAAAUAUCACGUAGUUUUUUCGUGCACGCAUAAUCAAGUCCGCUGUCCGUGUCCCUCCUUCGUCUCUAUCAUCAUCGCUCGCUCUGGCAUAAUAAGCGAUCAUACUUACACUGUGUGCUGUCUGUUGCUUCUCGAGCUCUCUCGUACGCGAGUACUUAUCCUGACAACUCGAUUGCUCGAGCUGAGAGCAUGUGCGCUUCACGUGCCGACUGGAAGUUACUUAUAAGCAACUGUUGUUAAUUAACCUAAAAACUCCUGUGCUGGAUCCCGAUCGCAACUGGAUUUUGGGUAACAGACAGUGAUUAUUUGCACCAAGUAAAAAUGUAAAAAGAAAAAAUAACAAGAGACCAACAAAAUUUUCGAAUUGAAGAAGCACCAGUUAGAGAUAAAUUGAAUUAUUCUAUUUGAGUUUGUCAAAAAAUUGUGAACACAAUGGUUGCUCUGCAGAAUCUAGUGUGUGACUCCACACGACAAUUAUUCAAGAAGAUAGGGUAUUUCUUUCACCGCUGCUUGACCUUAUUUUGGUCUUAUCUUACCAAUGUGAAAUCAACAUUUCUAAAUUUACAGUUACAUCUGCAACGUGCAAUCGACGAUUCCAAAAUUACACCCAAAAAGAAGACCAUGGAAAAUCUCGGCUUCUCUGCGGAUACCCAGAACGACGACCAAGUGCGAGUACUGACUCUGAAUAAGGGAGAGCACCAGGAUGGGACCCUGUACAAGCUUAAAAAAGGAUGGGUCGUGGAGUUCAGAUUAGGGGCAUCGCUUCUGGGCCACAAUCUCAACAUAUUCACUAAUCAUCCUCUACUCGUCGGCAACCCGUUCGAGAGGCGCACGUACUAUCAGCUGCCAUGGAAUCACGAGUCAGCUUUCAUACGCGUCUCGCUGGCCGGCUCUUUUCAUUUUUAUCUGGCAGAAGCGAGUGGAGAGGACGCCGGAAAAGUGAUAGCUUCCGGCUACUUGUUGGUCGAUCCGGAGCUAACCGUGGGCGUCAACAACCAGCCGCUGCCGCUAGACUGCAUACAAUGCCAGACGGUCCUCUCAAAGCUCAUGGGACCCUUCUCAACGUGGGAGGAGAAGCUCAGGGUCUCUCGCAAGUCAGGCUACAACAUGAUCCACUUCACACCGAUACAGGCGAUAGGAGACUCAAAAUCAGCUUACAGCCUCAGCGAUCAGCUGAAGCUCAACCCCUCGUUCAAUGAUGCACCGAACAAAGAGACCAGCUUCGACGACGUCGAGAAGUUGAUUACAAAAAUGAGAGAAGAGUGGAACACUGUGAGCAUUUGCGACAUAGUUUUGAAUCACACGGCGAACGAGAGUCCAUUUUUGAUAAACAAUCCCGAAUGUAGUUACAACUGCAACAACUGUCCACAUCUCCGUCCGUCUUAUCUUUUGGAUGCCAUUUUAUUCGAGUUGACAAUACGAGUGUCGUCCGGAGAAUGGGAGCACAAAGGAAUUCCUCCCGUCGUCGAGACUGAAGAGCACUUGAACGCAAUCCGUCAUGCUCUGCACACUUACUUUCUACCUCUGGCGAAAAUUCACGAACUGUAUACUGUAGAUAUCAACGAGAUCGUGUCCGAGUUUUUGAACAUUGCUCGCAACCAGAUACCGCAAGACGAGCCACCCGAAACCCAUAACGAAAGCAUCGUUAUCAUAAGGGAUCCAGAAUAUCGCCGCUUAAAGUCCACUAUAGAUAUGCAGCUUGCUUUGAAGAUCUACAAUAUUUAUAGACCCGAUUGUUUUGACGAGGACUCACGACUGAAACGCUGCGCGGAAGAACUGAGAAACAAGUUGCAGGAGUUAAACGAUGCCGCAACUAACGAAAUCCAAAAUCAUCUCAAUGCCGCGGUUGAAAACUCGGUAGCCGGCAUUCGAUACUUCAGAGUCCAAGCAGAUGGGCCAAGACAGAAAGAGAUAAGCGAAAGAAAUCCACUUGUUCCUAGGUAUUUCACGGAUUACGGAAGUCCUAGAUCGUUUGUGGAAAGAGAAGACAUCAUGUACUCGAAUUCUGGAUGUUACUUGAUGGCUCACAACGGCUGGGUCAUGAACAGCGAUCCCUUGAAAAACUUUGCCGAUGCUGACUCUCAUGUUUACAUAAGAAGGGAAUUGAUUGCGUGGGGCGAUAGUGUCAAAUUAAGAUAUGGCGAAAAACCGGAAGAUUGCCCUGCUCUUUGGGAACGUAUGACGACAUAUGUUCAGCAAAUGGCUAAAAUCUUCGACGGCGUCAGACUCGACAAUUGUCACUCGACCCCUAUUCCAGUAGCAGAACACAUGUUGGAUGCUGCUCGUCAAGUAAGACCAGAUUUGUACGUUGCCGCUGAACUCUUCACCAACUCCGAUCAGAAAGAUAAUAUUUUCGUCAAUCGUCUUGGAAUCACAUCGUUGAUAAGAGAGGCCAUGUCAGCGUGGGACAGCCAUGAGGAAGGCCGUCUGGUAUACCGCUAUGGUGGCGAGCCCGUAGGUGCGUUUAUCCAGGCUCGACAUCGUCCUCUGGCACCGAGUAUCGCGCAUGCUUUAUUCCUUGAUCAGACGCAUGACAACCCGAGCCCCAUCGAGAAGCGUAGCGUAUUUGACUUAUUGCCCAGUGCCGCACUGGUCUCCAUGGCCUGCUGUGCUAGUGGCAGUAAUCGCGGUUACGACGAGCUCGUGCCUCAUCAUAUUCACGUUGUCGAUGAAGACAGACAAUAUACUUCUUGGACAGAUAAGGAAGGACUGGCAAAGGAAAAUGCAAAGUAUGUUAGCAAAAAAUCGGGAAUCAUUUCUGCUAAAAAGGCUCUCAAUGAUCUCCAUUUUUGGCUGGGACAGAACUCCUUUUCUCAAGUUUUUGUCGAUCAAAUGGAUGUUGAUGUGGUAGCGGUUACAAGACAUUCACCGACCACUCACGAGAGCGUCGUACUCGUGGCUUUUACGGCAUUCAAGCACCCGGAUCCCAAUGCUAGCGAUUUGAGAAGACAUGUUAGACCUUUGAGGGUAGAAGGCGUAGUAGAUGAAAUUAUUCUUGAAGCAUCCCUCGCGCACGGAGAAAAAGAAAAUGGUAUCCCUCCGUUCUCUAAUCCGAAGAAAUACGUAAAGAACGAAGACUACAUAAACGGUUACUCUGAGUACUUGGUGGACGUCAAGGAGCACAUUCAAAUCUGUGAUUCUACAAAAGUUGAAAAGGUCGAUUCCGGAGAUCCUAAAAUAACGCAAUUGAACUUUAUUAAUUUCCAGCCCGGAUCAAUAAUCACUAUUCGGGUGUCACUCCACGCAAACAUAAAGCCAGCUCUUGAAUCCAUCAAUGACCUUAUCUCGACCCUCACAUCUCCGAACAAUUCGGAAUUGCGUGCAAUUGUUUCGCGCAUGAACUUUGCGGACCUUAACAAAGCACUUUAUAGGUGUGAUCAAGAAGAGCGAGAUACGACUGCCAAUAAAUUUGGAGUUUAUGAUAUUCCCGGUUAUGGCCCACUAGUUUACGCUGGUUUGCAAGGUGUAAUUUCAUUGCUUGCUGAUAUCAGAUCGAACAACGAUCUUGGUCAUCCACUAUGUGGCAACCUUCGUCAAGGCAAUUGGUUGAUAGAUUAUACUUGGCAACGUUUGAAGGAAGAUGAAGGUACUGCAGCUCUUGGAGAGUGGCUGGAGCAGGCCUGCGAACCAUUCAAGCUAAUUCCUCGUUAUUUAGUGCCCAGUUACUUUGACGUGAUCAUCGUUAACGUGUAUUCUACUCUCUUAGAUCAAUGCUUUAAUCUCAUGUCUAGCUUUGUGAAAGAUGGAACCGAUUUCACCAGACUGCUGUCACUAGUAUCUGUGCAAGUUGGCGGUAUAAUAAAAUCAGCGCAAUUGCCAGAUUUAUCACCGAACCUAGAUCCACCGAAACCUAGCAUACGAGAGGUGGAUGGCAAAUCAGAACAGGAAUGUUUGACCAUGUCUGCUGGACUACCACACUUUACAGUAGGAUACAUGAGAAACUGGGGACGAGAUACGUUUAUCGCUUUGAGAGGUCUGUUCUUAUUAACCGGCAGACAUGCGGAGGCUCGAUUCAUCAUUCUGGGAUACGCCGCUACGCUUCGUCACGGUUUGAUACCAAAUCUCUUGGACAGAGGCGUCAACGCCAGAUUCAAUUGCCGAGAUGCCGUUUGGUGGUGGUUGUACACUAUUCAAUGCUAUGUCAAAGAAGUCCCAAAUGGCUUAAAACUUCUGUCGGACAAAGUAUCUAGAUUGUUCCCUACUGACGAUUCGGACGCUCUUCCAGCCGGAGAAGUGGAUGAAACACUGUCGGAUGUCAUGCAGGAAGCACUGACAGUUCACUUUCAAGGUCUGUGCUUCCGUGAGCGCAACGCCGGUAAGCGCAUCGACGAGCACAUGACUGAUCGUGGAUUCAACAAUCAGAUAGGUGUGCAUCCAGAGACGGGCUUUGUAUUUGGCGGUAACGAGGCCAAUUGCGGCACUUGGAUGGACAAGAUGGGCUCCUCGGAAAAGGCAGGAAACAAAGGCAAACCUGCCACUCCCAGAGACGGAUCUGCGGUUGAAAUUAUUGGGCUCUGUCACAGCACUCUCAAUUUUCUGGCAGAAUUGUACAAACAGAAUCUAUUUCCAUAUGGUAGCGUGCAGCGGAAAAAUCGCGAUGGCUCAACGAUAACUUGGAGUUACAAACAGUGGGCGGAUAAGAUAAAGGAGAGUUUCGAUACUUACUUCUAUGUGAACGAGAAACCUACCGAUGGUGAAUUACGACCGGACUUGAUUCAUCGACGAGGAAUUUACAAAGAUACUCACGGAGCCUCACAACCGUGGGCAGAUUAUCAAUUGCGACCUAACUUCCCAGUGGCUAUGGUUGCUUCGCCGAACCUAUUCAAGCCCGAGCACGCCUGGCUGGCAUUAAAGAAGGCCGAAGAAAUCCUCCUUGGUCCCCUAGGCAUGAAAACCCUAGAUCCCGCUGACUGGGCCUACGAUGGCUUCUACAACAAUGCCAACGACUCGAAUGACCCGAAAGUAGCUCACGGAUGGAAUUAUCACCAGGGACCAGAGUGGCUAUGGCCGAUCGGCUACUUUUUGCGAGCGCGCUUGCACUACGCGCCCCUCGUUGGUGGCGAAGAGGAGUUAAAACGGACUAUCGCCUCGACCGAAGCUAUCAUCUCGAGACAUCUGACCGAAGCUUCAAACAACCACUGGCGUGGACUUCCCGAGUUAACCAAUCGCGAGGGCGAGUAUUGCGCUGAUAGCUGUCGCACUCAGGCCUGGAGCGCUUCCGCAAUUGUCGAGGUCCUCCACGAUUUGGACAAGCUGAAAAAGGAUCUGAAGUUUGACGACGAGCAGGUCCUCACGAAUUGAUGCAACUUUGCGUGUGUUCACCACCGCUACCUGCACCUAGCACACGUAAUAGUAGAUAAGCAACAAGAAGCAAUAGCAGAAACACACGCGCACAGCCCGACCACUGCUGCAGUCGAUGUCACUAGGUUCCCGACUGACGACGACGACACCAGCCGCACGGGAACACACGCAUAUGCCGAUCUCGAAAACCUCUCCCUUGACACUCCCCCGUCGCCCUCCACGCUUCCCUCUACCGUCUCUUCGAGCUCAUCCUUUCCCAAGCCUCACAAAGAUCCAGAUCCCGGCGAGUGCACAGAGAUCGAGGACUACUACAGAAAAUAUGACGCAGAUAGAGCAAAGCAACUGAUAGACGCGCUGCCGUUGCCAAGACAUGAGAUCUGCUCCAAAUGUGCGAAGUUUGAGGAGAGUCCGGUCUACAGCGAUCGGUUCUUUUAUAAAGGCAAGCCCCUUCUAGCUAAGGAGAUCACUGUGCUGAACAGUCAGAACCUCGACAAGGAUGUCUUGGACUUUAUGCCGAUCCACAAGAUCGCCAAACCCAACGCUGCAGGUAUCUUUUAUAGCAUCGGCUCAUCCCCCAACGCCGUCGAUCUUAACCUUGAGCCCAGCAUCCUACUACUGGAGCCGUCCAUUUCAACGCCGAAAAUCCCAAAAACCGCCAAAAGCAAAAACAGAGCUUACCUUCAUCUUCCACUUGUCGAACGAGGUUAUAGCCGCGUGUCCGAGAAACUCGGUGUCAUUCAGCCAAUGCGACUACCACUGCUCACCUCAACCCCACCGCAGAGAUUCGAGGAGAAAUCUAGCUGCAAACUAAACAUAGAUGAAGAACCAGAGCCAGAAGUCAACGAGAACAGAUCAAGCCUGCUGAUGCUAGAGCCGCUGUUGCUCAUGCCAUCCAGGACUACAGUAACGGCGGCGAUGGACCGGAGACGUAACCUGGCCUCCAAGAAGCGACUCGCGCAUUCGGAGCAUUUGAAACUCAUUAAAAUAAUAAUCGCUUAUACCCUCACUUUCCUUUUGCUAGUGAGCAUAACGUUUUACGUAGUGUACUUUAGGUGAGGAGCUCUGCAUCCUUGCAUAAAGUGUAUAACUGUUGGUUGAUUGUUAAUUUGAUCUUAUUUUUAUUGAAGAAUACUCACUUUUACGAGAUAUGUUAUAAUUUAUUAAUGUAUUUGUUGAAUCGAUUUAUUAAGAUUGUUUAUUAAUUCAAAAACAAAUAACCAAAGCUCUUGCCAAUUGGAAGUAAAGACACAACUAAAACGAAAAUGCUUGUACAAAUCGAUCAGAUUGAUAAGUGAUAAGUCUGUUGAAUCGAUUUUACUUUCAUUUGUAAGUCAAGACUGUGUUCAUCGCUAGAAUUUAGGAUAUCUUUUGUCAUAUUUACGAGUCUUUCCAGUUAUUUUAAGCUUUUAUCCACGAUUUUCACGCGAUCAAAUCAAUUACUCGCACAAUAAAUAACUUGCUGGAAGGAGUAGCUAAGCCAACGUUGAAGCCAGGUUCACGCAAUUUAAAAUCUCGAGAUAAAUGAUGGUGUAAAGACGAAUAUCAAAUCUAGUCUAUUUUUAUGAACUAAAAAAUCUGAUGUCAUUCACAGCUUCAGGUUUUAUUGUCAAUUAACUCUCUAAUUUACUUUUUGCAAAAACCAAUUUGUUUUUCAGCUCUGUGGAUCGCGUGAUCUUGUAACCAUAUCGUAAAAAAUCUAUGUUUGUAAAAAAAAUGUUAUGUUUUAAAAUUGUAAAUUACGAUGCAACAAAGCUAUGCUUUGUAACGAUGCAAAAAAGAUAUAUUUUUGCUAUUUUCUAAAAGAGAAAUAUAGAUUUCAAUAUCGCGUGUAUAAAAAUGCAUGUUAAAACGGUAGUUUAAAAAAUGUACACAUUUUUUGAGGGAACAGUGAAAAAAUAAUGUUUUUUAAUUCAAAACGUUACAAUAAAUUUACGAAGUGGAAUAUCGCGUCGAGAAUUAUUUUUAGUAGCAAUAAAUAACUCCAAACGCAUGAACAAUGUUUUUGUGUUAAUAGUCAAGUUUUAAUAAUUAUUAUUGAUUAUAUUAACAAAACUGAUAAUUUAUUAUGAACAAAAUAAUAUUACCUUAUUUGCGUUACUUCUAUAAAAGAAUAAUGUUUGAUAUAGUAGUUAAUAUUUAAAAAAUACUCCAUUAUUUUUAUAUAAUUAAAAUGAUUUGACAUUUAUUAAUCAAAAAAUGUAUCAUUCACAAUUGCAAUCAUAUUACCCUUAUGUGUACAUUUCCAAUAAAAAGACCUAUAAACUGUAA
Molecule: messenger RNA, 7765 nt
Organism: Nasonia vitripennis (jewel wasp)
Lineage: Eukaryota; Metazoa; Arthropoda; Insecta; Hymenoptera; Pteromalidae
Product: glycogen debranching enzyme
Exons: 25
Coding region: 629-5497 (1622 amino acids)
Biological process (GO): glycogen biosynthetic process; glycogen catabolic process
Molecular function (GO): 4-alpha-glucanotransferase activity; amylo-alpha-1,6-glucosidase activity
Source: RefSeq, a predicted model, not a curated record